AUGGAUGAACCGAAGAGAGAACUUGAAAAUGACUCCUUGGCUCAAGGUCCUUUGACAAGUUCUUCGCCCUCCGACCUGUUCCUGCACCCCGUGGACUUCAUUGAACCCUGGAACUUCCACCUUCUUUCUGCCUUGAUGUUCUUGGUAACGGUCCUGUCUCUGACUGAAAAUUUUUUUGUCAUGCUGGUGACUCUGAAAUUCAAACAGCUGAGGCAGCCUGUCAACUAUGUCAUAGUAAACCUGUCUGUGGCUGAUUUCCUUGUCUCAUUGAUUGGGGGCACGAUCAGCUUUUCAACUAACCUGAAGGGUUAUUUCUAUAUGGGCCACUGGGCAUGUGUGCUGGAAGGAUUUACAGUCACUUUUUUCGGAAUUGUUGCUCUCUGGUCCCUUGCUCUGCUUGCCUUUGAGCGAUACAUUGUGAUUUGCCGCCCUGUGGGAAACAUGCACCUCAUGGGAAAGCAUGCAGCUCUGGGCAUUGCUUUUGUGUGGGUUUUCUCCUUUAUCUGGACCAUUCCUCCUACGAUGGGCUGGAGCAGCUACACCACCAGCAAGAUUGGCACUACGUGUGAACCGAACUGGUAUUCUGGAGACUACAGUGAUCGUACUUUCAUUAUUACAUUCUUCACCACUUGCUUCAUACUGCCCUUAUUGGUGAUUUUGGUAUCCUAUGGAAAAUUGAUGCGGAAACUUAGAAAGGUUUCACAUACUCAAGGCAGAUUAGGCUCCACAAGGAAGCCAGAAAGACAAGUCACUCGAAUGGUUGUUGUUAUGAUCCUUGCAUUUUUAAUAUGCUGGUCUCCAUAUGCAACUUUUUCUAUCCUGGUUACUGCCUGUCCUUCUAUUGAACUGGAUCCUCGUCUUGCUGCAAUCCCAGCUUUCUUCUCAAAGACAGCUACAGUUUACAAUCCAGUUAUCUAUGUCUUUAUGAACAAACAGUUCCGGAAGUGUCUAAUCCAGAUGUUCCGAUGCAGUAACCAAGAUGUUGUAGACUCCAAUGUGAAUCCAGCUUCUGAGAGGGCAACACUAACCCACAACAAAAACUGUGGAGAGAUGUGCAUAGUAGCAGCACAUGUUGCUGUCUUCAAUCAGAGAAGUGAAAAUGAACACAGCAGCUCCCCUUCUUUUGCCCAGCUAACCGUUUCAGAAAACAAAGUCCGCCCAGUGUGAAAACAGCUUUUCAAGAGGUUGAUAGAGCUCCAAACCAUUUCGUCGUUUACCAUUAUUUGUACAACAUGGCAGCCAACAAGAAUGCCAAGGCCAAAUACAGAAAAUACUCCGCCAAUUGUUAUAAUUAUGUAUUCUCUAUAUCCAUUCAGUGUUCAUCAUCAAGCGUUUAUAAUAAGCAUGCUUUGGCAUUAA
Messenger RNA from Hemicordylus capensis (graceful crag lizard), 1359 nucleotides. RefSeq names its product vertebrate ancient opsin-like. The transcript is spliced from 5 exons. The record is from RefSeq and is a predicted model, not a curated record. NCBI's taxonomy places the organism in Eukaryota, Metazoa, Chordata, Lepidosauria, Squamata, Cordylidae. Gene Ontology annotation, biological process: G protein-coupled receptor signaling pathway; visual perception; phototransduction. Gene Ontology annotation, molecular function: G protein-coupled receptor activity. Bases 1 to 1167 code for a protein of 388 amino acids. Gene Ontology annotation, cellular component: membrane; photoreceptor outer segment.